CCGAAACCAAUCAAAUCAGUCCCAUUAAAGCGACAUCGAAGGAACUCUGUCUUUUUGUCUCUGUUCUUACACUUUAUUUUCUCUCUUUCUCUCUUCCUUUUCUCUCUCAUUUUCUUUUUUUUUUUUUGAAAUCUUUUUUUUCCAUCAAAUGUGGAGAAAAUUCACUCCCUAAAUUUCCACAUUCUCCCGCACUCUCACGAUUAGGUAAUUUGAGCUAUUUUACUAAGAGAAAUGAGCAAAGAAAGGCCUCCGGAGCCCCUUGAUUUCUUCAUUUGGACUGUUGAGGAUGUUGGUUUGUGGUUGGAAGAGAUAAAUCUGGGUAAUUACCGCCAGAUUUUCAAAGAAAAUGGUGUCAAUGGAGAAUAUCUGGAGGGCAUGUCUAUGUUCACUACUGAACAGAUUCUGCGGUUUAUAAGGCGAUGCCACAUGAAAUGGGGAGACUUCAUCACGCUGUGUAAGGAGCUCAGACGAAUAAAAGUUGCUUGCCUAAAAGGAGAGCAAAAAAUUCGGAGGCCUUGGUGGGCUCCAUCCUGCCUCUCUGUAGUCUUUAUUAAGGUAGCAAAACGCAAUAGACAGUCACGAGUUGUUUCCUUGAAGCUGGAACCCUGAAGCAAGAUCGUAUGUGUAUGUAAUUGUACUUAUGUUUUUUGUUUAGGGAACAGAAAAGUAGAGAACUCAACUUUUGUCUUCAAUCUGGCAAGGUGCUGGUGGAAGUUCUUGAAUUGAGAACUUCCUUUCCUAUACAAGCUUUUUUGUUUU
Messenger RNA from Manihot esculenta (cassava), 759 nucleotides. RefSeq lists its product as uncharacterized. NCBI's taxonomy places the organism in Eukaryota, Viridiplantae, Streptophyta, Magnoliopsida, Malpighiales, Euphorbiaceae. The record is from RefSeq and is a predicted model, not a curated record. Bases 232 to 609 code for a protein of 125 amino acids. Gene Ontology annotation, molecular function: protein binding. The transcript has 4 exons.